UGGCAGGGGCGGCGUCGGCGUAUGAGGGUCAAGGCGUGCCGUGACGUCAGGGAAGAGGAAGCCAAUGCCGGAAGUGGCUGUGUUUGGGCGCUGAGGCCGGAGGGAAGGUCGGGGCCUGUCGCGCGAGGAAGUAUUCGCAGAGUGAGGCCCGUAUCGCCUUCCUCAGCCAUGGAUGCCGCGGCCUUGGAGCAGGACGCCGUCAAGUUCGCACAGCUGGCCGUCCAGCGGGACCAGGGAGGCCGCUACCAAGAAGCCGUCUUCUACUACAAGGAAGCUGCACAAGCACUGAUUUAUGCUGCAAUGGCAGGAUCAACAUUGGAAAAUAUUCCAGGGAAAAUAAGUGAAUAUUUGGAAAGGGUUCAGGCCCUACAUUCUGCAGUUCAUUCUCAGAAAGUUGACCCUCUGAAGUCAAAGCAGCAGUUGGAGUUGGAACGGGCCCAUUUCCUGGUUACACAAGCUUUUGAUGAAGAUGAGAAAGGCAACGGAGAUGAAGCGAUAGAGCUCUACACGGAAGCUGUGGAGCUGUGUUUGAAAACAGCAAAUGAAACUUCAGAAACAGUACUCCAAACAAAACUGAAGCAGUUGGCUCGACAGGCAUUGGACAGAGCAGAGGCAUUGAAAGACUCAAAGCCAUCUCAGAAGGACAAACCAGCACCAGUGAAAGCGAAUCAGCCUGUGAGAACCUUUUUCCCACUGGGACCUGAUUUUUCCUUGAACGAUAAGCCGCAAACCGUUAGACCUGUGCAUGCCAGUGAGCCUCAGGGCCAGCGCUACACAACAGAAGAGAUUGAGGUGCUCAGGAAGACAUCAAAGAUAAAUGGUAUCGAGUAUGUUCCCUUCAUGAGCGUUGACCUGAGAGAGCGUUUUGCUUUUCCACUUCCUUUUUCAGAUAAAUGUGGCAAGUUGCCUUUGUCUCCCAAGCAAAAAGCCAUGUUUUCUCGAUGGGUACGGCCAGAUGACAUAACAAACAAUCCCACCAUGAUCUAUACUGUGUCCAGCUUCAGCAUAAAACAGACAAUUGUGUCAGAUUGUUCUUUUGUAGCUUCACUUGCAAUUAGUGCAGCAUAUGAGCGACGAUACAGUAAGAAGUUGAUUACCAGCAUUAUUUACCCACAGAACAAAAAGGGAGAGCCAGAAUAUAAUCCUUGCGGGAAAUAUAUGGUUAAGCUGCAUAUCAAUGGUGUCCCCAGGAAGGUAAUCAUUGAUGAUUUCUUACCAGUAGAUCACAGCGGAGAACUUCUUUGCUCUUAUUCGAACAACAAAAAUGAACUUUGGGUGUCACUGAUAGAAAAAGCUUACAUGAAAGUCAUGGGAGGUUAUGAUUUCCCAGGAUCAAAUUCUAAUAUUGAUCUACAUGCAUUAACUGGCUGGAUACCUGAAAGGAUUGCUAUGCACUCAGAUAAUCAGACUUUUAACAAAGACAGUUCCUUCAGAAUGCUUUAUCAAAGAUUUCACAAGGGAGAUGUGCUCAUUACAACAGCAACGGGCAUGAUGACAGAAGAGGAGGGAGAAAGAUGGGGUUUAGUGCCAACCCAUGCGUAUGCUGUCUUGGAUAUUCGAGAAUACAAGGGACUUCGAUUCCUCCAGUUGAAAAACCCCUGGAGCCACCUGCGCUGGAAAGGAAGAUACAGUGAGAAUGAUAUGAAAAACUGGACCCCUGAACUCCAGAAAUACUUGAAUUUUGAUCCCAGAACUGCUCAGAAAAUUGACAAUGGAAUUUUUUGGAUCUCCUGGGAAGACCUGUGCCAGUAUUAUGAUGUUAUUUAUUUGAGCUGGAAUCCAAGUCUUUUUAAGGAAUCAACAUGCAUUCACAGUACCUGGGAUGCAAAACAGGGUCCCAUGAAAGAUGCUUACAGCCUGGCCAAUAAUCCACAGUACAAACUGGAGGUUCAGUGCCCACAAGGUGGUGCUGCUGUCUGGGUUCUUCUCAGCAGACACAUCACAGACAAGGAUGACUUUGCACGCAAUCGAGAAUUCAUCACAAUGGUUGUAUACAAAACAGACGGGAAAAAGGUUUACUACCCUGCUGAUCCACCACCAUAUAUUGAUGGCAUUCGGAUCAAUAGUCCACAUUAUCUGACCAAGAUGACACUGACAUCUCCAGGGACUCAUACGUUCACACUGGUGGUUUCUCAAUAUGAGAAACAGAACACAAUUCACUAUACCCUAAGGGUAUAUUCGGCAUGCAAAUUUACCUUCUCUAAGAUCCCAACACCAUAUACAGUAUCCAAAAGGGUGAAUGGGCAAUGGAAAGGUCAUAGUGCUGGUGGAUGUAGCAAUUUCAGAGAGACCUCCAAGAACAAUCCUAUUUACCAGUUCCAAAUGGAAAAGGCUGGUUCACUCCUUAUUGAGCUCCGAGGACCAAGGCAAUAUAGUGUUGGACUUGAACUCGUGACAGUCUCUUCAGUGGGAGACCCAGGUCCUUUGGGCUUUCAGAAAAAGAAUAGCGGUGAUUAUAGGUGUGGAUUUUGCUAUCUGGAAGUUGAGAGUCUCCCUGCUGGUGUUUACAAUAUUAUUCCAAGCACUUUUCUCCCUCAGCAGGAGGGGCCAUUUUUCUUGGACUUCAAUAGUGCUACCCCUGUUAGAAUAUCACAGCUGCAAUGAGGCCGCUUCACUCUGUGACCUUUUUUCAAUCAAGAAUAUGGCAGAACGAAUCAUUUGAAUGAUGUACUGGAGCACAAUCAAAGAACCAUCCCUAAGAAAAUGUUUACAUGAGAUGAACAAACUGAAUACGGACUCUCUUACAGGGAAUGUCACCCCAGAGUUGAAGUCUCCAGUCCUUUGUUGGACUGCAGCAGUCCUUUAACGUGUGGAAGUUGGGGAUAACUCAUUAUUUAGCCUAUGCUAAUACUUCAGUAGUGGCAAGCUAGAGGGCAAGCGAAGGCAAGUGCUUGAAUUUAUUUUUGUUCGUGUGAAAACUUAAUUUUGCAUGACUCUGGCACCUUACAUUGUUUUGAAUCAGGUUUUGGGUUUAAAAUAUCUUUUGUGUUUUUUGUUCUAGCAGCUGUCUUCCUAGACUUCAUGUUUUUUCAAACAUUAAGAUGAAAUACCUCCAGUUCUGUUAUUCUGGGAUACCUGGACUUGUGAAAAUCCUUUGUUUAUCUUGCUUGAAAUAACCUGGUUUGCUUUUGAUCAGGUGUAUUGUGGACUUUGGUUAUUGCUUGCACUAUAUUACUUGCUGGCGAGUAGGUUAAAUGCAAAUGCGAAAAGUGGAAAGUGUUCAGAAAGCAUCCAUGAAAUUGAGUUAGAGGAAGGAGACUUGGCUAUGUGAUAUUGCUGAAAGAAUAGCAGCAACCUUCUGAUUUCAUCUUAAGUUGCUUCUUUGCCUUGCCCAGAAGAUCUCUUCAAAUGUUUCUUUGGAGUUCAGAAGUGUAGAGGUGCAAUUAACCGUGGUUGUAGUUUUCCAGGUAUUAGAAUAUUACGAACACUGAUAACUUCUCAACCAGUAGUUGGUUCAGGGACCUCCCAACUGACACUGCUAUUUAUGGCAAAUCUUUUAAUCUUAGCUUUACACUUUAUCUUAAUGAGUCUGAUUUAUCAUUCGAAUCAAGCUUUUUGAGUCAAGGAUUUUUUGUGCCAAAAUUAACUCUUAGCCACUCCCUUCCAAUUGUCCAGUUUUAGGAUUAGCAAGACAUCUAGUCAGAUAUCAGUGCCUUUAGAAGACGCAGACGAUUUUGGAUUUAAAAAAAAAUCCCUGCCAGUUCACCAUAUUUUGAUCUCCCAAGCCAUUGGUAAAGGCAUGAACUACACAUGAUUUUCAUUCCGUCACAUAAACUGACUCUACUUCUUUUUCGGACCAUCUUCUUUUGACUGGAUGAAAAUCAUGCGUAGUUCAUGUCUUUACCAAUUCACAUACUGUCUUGCUGAAGAAAAGAUAUGCCAUGUAGAUGAUCAGUAAAGAAUAAGGUGUUUACUCUUUGUUAUGCAGAGCAACAUAUACAGUAAUGUGAACAGUUGCUUUGACUCACACAUUGUCCUUUUUGAGAGAGUUUCAAAUGGUCCUUCGGUGUCCAUAUGAAGUCCUUCCAGCAGUCAAGAAGCAAAAAAAUACUGUCUUAGCAAGCUCCUGCACAGAAAACAUAAGCAUGUAACUGUUGCCAAAACUCCCAGGCUCAGCUAGCUUCUGGGUGUGACCCAAAAAUGCUUCGUAUUUUUUGGUUAACACACUCACCAACUGAUUUUUUACAUGAUCCAACAGUUUAGCACAAAAAGUGGGUUGCUUUGCUGUUUACGUAAUGUCCCUUGGUGGAUGCCCAUACCACAGUCUUCCAUUCUAGGCCCUGACAUUUAAGGAAGGUGAUGCUUCUCUAAAGCAGUGUUUAUCAAACUGUGGGUCCCCAGAUGUUUUGGCCUUAAACUCUCAGAAAUCCUAACAGCUGGUAAACUGGCUGGGAUUUCUGGGAGUUGUGGGCCAAAACACCUGAGAACCCACAGGUUAAGAACCACUGCUCUAAAGGAUCAUGGAGAAAAAGAUCAAAUUUUGCUAUCAAUAAAUCCUAUCAAGCUUCAGCUUGUCACAUUAUAAGUAGGUUUUGUGAUUAACUUUGACAUAAAUAGAGAGACUUCACACAGGACGUUGCUCAAGCUGUAUAGGACCUCCAGUUUCAUGACAGAUGCCACCAAGAACACUAUUUCCUUUUACACCGGGCACAUUGCUGCCCCAGCUGUUAUUGAAUUGUUUAUGGAGCAGUUGCUCCAGCCAUAGGGCACUAUAGUCUGUUGUCAGUCCUAAGUACCAGUCACAAACCAACCCUUUAGCAGAGAACAAGUUGCUAAGCCAAUUCUCUCUAGGCCUUCCAAAGCACUUUCUCGAGAAAGAAAUAUUGGUACUCCUCAAGUAACUUAUUGGGAGAGCCAAGGAAAGUAUCCACCCCACCUUUUUAAGAUGGCUGAAGGUUCUGUAUACGUGAAGCUCUAUAUACAUCAACAUAUUUUUCUGGGUGUUAUUGCAAUUUUUUUCUGGGACACACUCCUCUUUUCUACAGACUACCUUUGACUACUCUGUGCCAUGAUCCAAGCACAGCUAUGCCCAAAAAUGGGGAUGAAUUCAUAGGGUAGCUGUUGUUAUUUCAGUCAUGUCACUUUGGAAGUGAAUACAACAUAACCCAACUUCAUGAAUAUCUUUCUCAGUCCUCCCUGAAUUUCACAAUAAGUACUAAUCUACAUUUUAGUUCAAGAAGGAAAUAAAAAAGUGUGUACUGCAGUCUUUCCAUGGCUAAACAGAAGGGGUCUGAGGAGUUGUAGGCCACAAGAUCUAAAGAACCAAAUGUUCCCUGAAUAUGAUGUCCUGUGUGUCAAAAUGACAGUAUGCUUUGUGCUUUAGACUCAACCUGUUGCACAUUUCUUAAGAUGUAUGCCAAAUGUACUGUACUUCAAUUGGUUGUUGUUGUUGUUGUUUUUGUGUGGGUGUGGGUCAGGGAAUACUUGAAAAGCUGCAAGUCGCUUCUGCUGUGAGAGAAUGGUCCGUCUGCAAGGACGUUGCCCAGGGGACACCCAGAUGUUUUAUCAUCCUGUGGGGGGCUUCUCUCAUAUCCCUGCAUGAGAAGCUGGAGCUGACAGACAGGAGCUCACCCCACUCCCUGAAUUUCGGUCAGCAGUCCUGCCAGCACAAGGGUUUAACCCAUUGCACCACUGUAACUGCCAUUGGUUAUAUCAGUAUUUCUCAGCCUGGGAGUCAGGCCCCUGGGGGGUCAUGAGGAGGUGUCAGAGGGGUCGCCAAAGACCAUCAGGAAACACAGGAUUUUCUGUUAGUCAUGGGGGUUCUAUGUGGGAAGUUUGGCCCAAUUCUAUUGUUGAUGGGGUUCAGAAUGCUCUUUGAUUGUAGGUGAAUUAUAAAUCCCAGCAACUACAACUUCCAAGUCCACUUUCCCCAAACUCCACCAAUGUUCACAUUUGGGCAUAUUGAGUAUUUGUGCCAAUAAUGGAUCUGGAUUCAAUUUGGUUUGGAUCCAUUAUUGUUCGAGUCCACAGUGCUCUCUGGAUGUAGGUGAACUACAACUGCAAAACUCAAAGUCAGUGUUCACCAAACCCUUCCAGUAUUUUCUGUUGGUCAUGGGAGUUCUGUAUACCAAGUUUGGUUCAGUUCUAUAUUUGAUGGAGUUCAGAGUGCUCUUUGAUUGUAGGAGAACUAUAAAUCCCAGCAACUACAACUCCCAAAUGACAAAAACAAUCCCCCCAAACCCCAUUAGUAUUCAAAUUUGGACGUAUCGGGUAUUUGUGCCAAAUUUGGUCUAGUGAAUGAAAAUACAUCCUGCAUAUCGGAUGUUUACAAUUCAUAACAGUAGAAAAACGACUGUUACGAAGUAGCAACAAAAAUAAUGUUAUCGUUGGGGGUCACCACAACAUGAGGAACUGUAUGAAGGGGUCGCAGCAUUAGGAAGGUUGAGAAGCACUGGGUUAUAGCCAAUCAUUUGAGUCUCCAAAAUUCAUUGCAUAAAUUCUAGAUGGAUGUUUAAAAACUGCCUGAUGAGAGUAGUUAACUGGUAAGGCUUAACACUGUCAAGGGUAAAGAUUUGGAAACACAUUUAGCAUAAUGGCAUGUAACACUCUCCUCGAAGCAAAACAUUAGCCGUCUAUGAUAACUGCUCUUUUAUGAAAUCGGCUACUAUUUAGCAGCUCAUACUGCUAAAUAAAAAUACUAGUGUCCGAGCCUGCCAAGCCACAGUAAUUUGUGAGGGUGUCUGUAAGGACUUGCUCUGUGUUUUACAUGUGUCUUCAAUCAUGUUGGCAAAGUAACCAAGUGUGACUGUGUCCUCUAUGCCUUGUGAUGUCCCAUUCUGUCCACUUGUCACUCUGAAGUGUCUGUUGUCAUGAAGCGUACAUUCAAUAUUGCCAGAGUCUGUUUAAUUUGGUCCACAUGAAUGCUUAUACUUGGUAUAAAGUAUACCAAAUAUUUGAGAGAGAGAAAGAAAACAGACUCAAAGAAACAAGUCAGAAAUAUUGUUUUGGGGUUUUUUUUUAGAAGUCACAGUCUAGAUCAGAUCCAUUUCAGGGGAAAAAAGGCUUGCUAUAUUUAUUUCUCAAGAUAGUACUAUGUACUGCAGACAGUGAAAUGAUUAAAGAUUUUCUUUACCUUG
Messenger RNA from Anolis sagrei ordinatus, 7076 nucleotides. RefSeq names its product calpain 7 (gene CAPN7). NCBI's taxonomy places the organism in Eukaryota, Metazoa, Chordata, Lepidosauria, Squamata, Anolidae. Gene Ontology annotation, molecular function: calcium-dependent cysteine-type endopeptidase activity. The record is from RefSeq and is a predicted model, not a curated record. Gene Ontology annotation, biological process: proteolysis.